AGAAGAAGAAGAAGAAGAGGAAGAGGAAGAGGAAACGGAAGAAGAAGAAUUAUAAUUAGCGAAAGACAGUAGGCUUGUAGGCCUUACAAUGUUUUCAUUUUGUCACUGAUAUGUAUCAUUACUUAAAAAGUGUACGUUAGUGACCGAUUGUUUCGCUGUGCUAGGUAGUGUUUUGCUUAUACAACUAGCUGCCGGUUAGCUUAGCAUUUGGAACAUUGAUUAGUAAACACUGAUUAGCAGGUAGCAGCCGCCUGGCUAGCUGCUCCGUAGGAAACAAAAGUUUUAUUUAACUACUAAAAACAACAGGUACGCAGAGUUUGUAAUAAUGGACAAGAUUGCUAAAGAUGUUGGUGAUAUCCAGUCCCGUCUGUUACACCACAGACCCAUCAUCAAUGCAGAGAUCCGUUACUUUGUGAGAGAGUUUGAGGAGAGACGUGGACACAGGGAGAGCAGACUGCUGGAGAAUCUCAAUAAGAUGGUGGUGGAAACAAAUGGGCAAAUGCUGCCCACAAAUUUAGAGGGUGUAAACCAAGGUGUGAUGUCUAACAUCAUUAAACGGUUGGAGGCUGCUAAUCACAUGGCUGUAAGGGUCCAGCAGAGGGAGCUAGAGGCACAGCAGAGCACCCAGCUACAGAUGAACAUGGAGCAUCUGAAAGAUGAAUGGGCAGUCUUUGUGAAGAAGCAGCAGAGGUUAAAGGAGCAGGUGGAUGAGGAUCACGACAAGGCUGUAGGACGACUCAGCACCCAUUAUAGUGAAAUGAAGAUGGACCUAACCAAGUUUUCACCCUUCUAAUCAGUUUAUGUUUGUGAGGGUAUGAGUCAACAAACACAUUCUCAUUUAUUAUAUGAACACUUUAUUAUGGAAAUGAAGAUCUUUGCUUUGAUUGAUGUACUUGGUGGCUGAGAGAAAAAGUGGUUUGCUCCUGCACAAGAGUCAACAUUUUCCAAAUCAUAAAUAUAUCUGUGAUUAACAAUGUGGCAGUUUCACAGGCCAUCAAACUCUCAAUUUUUUGUCUAUAGCCCAUUGAACUGGCAUGGCAUGCAAAAGGUGACAGGGUCUGGAAUAUGUCAUUUUUAAACAAGCAAUCAUUGAAGGCUCUGAAACAUUUCCAGAUUUUUAAUGGAUGCCUGCCAGAAGGAUGCUGAUAAAUUUGCAUCACCUUCAUGUUGAAAUGAACCCAGCACAGAGCAAGUGUAAAAACAAGCUCAUUAUAACAGGCUGCUGCUGAAACCAGCUUGAAUGAUCAGCAGCAGCUGUUUUUUUUAUUUUAAUGAGUCACAAAUCCAUUAUUUUUAUUGCUUUUUAAACAAAAAAGCAUAAAUCAUAUUCUUGCUUCAAUUUCCUCUGGUCAUGUAUGCAUGAAUAUAUUUUUUAAAUUUUAAGUUUUCUGUCAUGCUUUGUGCUUGUAGUGCUUAAAAUGAAUGAUAAAAACAAACUCCGGGAGUUCACUUA
Messenger RNA from Seriola aureovittata, 1453 nucleotides. RefSeq names its product biogenesis of lysosomal organelles complex-1, subunit 5, muted (gene bloc1s5). The transcript is spliced from 5 exons. Gene Ontology annotation, cellular component: BLOC-1 complex; transport vesicle. NCBI's taxonomy places the organism in Eukaryota, Metazoa, Chordata, Actinopteri, Carangiformes, Carangidae. Bases 326 to 793 code for a protein of 155 amino acids. The record is from RefSeq and is a predicted model, not a curated record.